UGUGUUUGCAGAGGGCCUGCGGGAGUACUUCAGCCAGUUCGGCGAGGUGAAAGAGUGCCUGGUGAUGCGGGACCCGCUGACAAAGAGAUCCAGGGGCUUCGGGUUCGUCACGUUCAUGGACCAGGCUGGCGUCGACAAGGUUCUGGCCCAAUCCAGACAUGAACUGGACUCCAAGACGAUUGACCCGAAGGUAGCGUUCCCCCGCCGAGCACAGCCCAAGAUGGUGACCCGAACGAAGAAGAUAUUUGUGGGUGGUCUGUCAGUGAACACUACUGUGGAGGAUGUGAAACAGUAUUUUGAGCAGUUUGGGAAGAGACCUAUGACUGUCUCAGAAGACUGAGAGAUAGUAGAAUGGGACUGGCCUUUUGGCCAAGAGGGAUUGUACACCGUUCUGUUUUGGUACGUCUCCUGUC
This is a messenger RNA of Meleagris gallopavo (turkey), 413 nucleotides long. The record is from RefSeq and is a predicted model, not a curated record. NCBI's taxonomy places the organism in Eukaryota, Metazoa, Chordata, Aves, Galliformes, Phasianidae.